Knipowitschia caucasica is the source of this 882-nucleotide messenger RNA. The record is from the annotation of a GenBank genome assembly. Lineage: Eukaryota; Metazoa; Chordata; Actinopteri; Gobiiformes; Gobiidae.
AUGAAAUCACGUUAUACAUUUACCGUUUGUUUAUGUAAACGUUUUCUCGAUCAUCCGUGGGUGAUGUUCAGGAGUGCUGUCAGGUGCCUUCAGAUCUGUCCUGUUGUUGGGCAAAGAAAUAUGUCUAGCAGCCUUGCAGGAAAGGUGGCUAUUGUCACUGCAUCUACUGAUGGAAUUGGUUUGGCUGCAGCUCAAGCCUUGGGAAAGAAAGGCGCCCAGGUAGUGGUGAGCAGCCGACGGCAGGCCAAUGUGGACAGAGCUGUGGCCCUGCUUCAAAGCCAGGAUAUUCAAGUGACUGGCACUACUUGUAAUGUGGGCAAUGGAGUGGACAGAGAAAAACUGGUUGAAGUGACUCUUCAAACAUAUGGUGGCAUCGACAUUUUAGUAUCAAACGCAGCUGUCAAUCCUUUCUUUGGAAACACUCUGGACUCUACGGAGGAGGUGUGGGACAAGAUUUUGUCCAUAAAUGUCAAAGCAUCUUUUUUGAUGACCAAAUUGGUGGUGCCUCACAUGGAAAAACGAGGGGGGGGGAAUAUAGUGUUUGUUUCAUCUGUAGCUGGAUAUCAACCAAUGCCGGCUUUGGGUCCUUACAGUGUGAGUAAAACAGCCUUGCUCGGUCUGACUCGAGUGCUUGCCCCAGAGCUGGCCCCGAGUAACAUUCGAGUUAACUGUGUAGCACCUGGAAUAAUAAAGACUCGCUUCAGUUCAGCUUUGUGGGAAAACGAAGAUGUAAUGGAUGAGUUUAAAAAGCAGCUCAGUAUCAAAAGAGCUGGAAACCCAGAGGAAAUUGGUGGAGUGAUUUCAUUCUUGUGCUCCAAUGAAGCGUCAUACAUUACAGGAGAGACGAUAACUGUGACUGGAGGAAUGAGUGGUCGACUUUGA